Molecule: messenger RNA, 2038 nt
Organism: Drosophila grimshawi
Lineage: Eukaryota; Metazoa; Arthropoda; Insecta; Diptera; Drosophilidae
Exons: 6
Coding region: 8-1951 (647 amino acids)
Cellular component (GO): extracellular matrix
Source: RefSeq, a predicted model, not a curated record
CAGCAAAAUGGCCUUCAAGUUUGUUUUCGCACUCGCUUUCGUCGCCGUCGCCAGCGCUGGUUAUGUGCCCGAGGCCUAUCACGCAGCUGCUCCAGUUGCCACCUAUGGUGCCCCCGUAGCUGUGGCCCACAAGGUGGUGGUCAAGUCCGACGAGACCUAUGAUCCCCAUCCCCAGUACCGUUUCUCCUACGGAGUCGAUGACAAGCUGACCGGUGACUCCAAGGGUCAGGUGGAGGAGCGCGAUGGUGAUGUGGUCCGUGGCGAGUACUCGCUGAUCGAUGCCGAUGGUUACAAGCGCACCGUCCAGUACACCGCCGAUCCCAUCAACGGUUUCAACGCUGUGGUUAACCGUGAACCCCUAAGCGUUGUGAAGACCAUUGCCGCCGCUCCCGUUGCCCACUAUGCCGCCCCAGCUGUUGUCAAGACUGUGGCUCCAGUUGCCCACUAUGCUGCCCCAGCUGUCCACUAUGCUGCCCCUGCAGUUCACUAUGCUGCCCCCGCUGUUGUCAAGACCGUUGCUCCAGUUGCCCACUACGCAGCUCCAGCUCCAGUUGCUCACUAUGCUGCCCCUGCAGUGGUGAAGACUGUCGCCCCGGCUUACUCUACCUAUGCCGCCCCAGCUGCCCACUAUGCUGCUCCAGCUGCUCACUACGCCACUUACUCCGCUCCGUCUGUUGCAUCCUGCUUGCUGCAGUUCGUCGCACUCGUCUCCCUCAUUGCUGCCGUCUCGGCUGGCCUUAUUCCUGUGGAACACCAUGAGCAGCCCCAGCUUUAUCAAGCUGCAGUGCCCCAGCAGCAGGCACAUGUGAUCUACCAGAAGCCUCACGACAUCCACGGACACGCCCACGCCCAUGAGGUGUAUCCUGAUGAUCCCCAUCCCAAGUACAAUUUUGCCUAUGAUGUGCAGGAUGCCAUCUCUGGUGACUCCAAGAGCCAGGUGGAGUCCCGUGACGGCGAUGUGGUCCAAGGCGAGUACUCCCUGGACGAUGCUGAUGGUUUCCGUCGCACCGUGAAGUACACAGCUGACUCAGUCAACGGUUUCAAUGCCGUCGUACAUCGCGAGCCCCUCACCCACACACACCACAAGCUGGUUGCUGCUGCUCCAGUCGCACCUGUGCAGUACCACCAUGCGGCACCGACAUCUGUGCUGAAGACACCCGUCUCCUAUUCUGCUCCUGCCUAUGUUGCGCCCUAUGCGGCCCCGGCACACACCUACAACCCGCUGGCAGAUUUUGAGUACUGCGUACUCGUGUGCGAUGGUGAGGUAGAUCUGAGUCCGGAACCUCGACGCUUCAUCCGACAACAUAAGCUUUCAGUCCUCAAGUCGCACACCAAGCUCUUCAAAAUGGCAUUCAAGUUUAUCGCAUUCUUCGCCCUCAUCGCUGCCGCUAGUGCCGGUCUCCUGCCCGCCGCUCCGGUCUACCAUGCCGGACCCGCUGUGGCCCACUACGCAGCACCCGCUCCGGUCUACCAUGCCGCACCCGCUGUGGCCCACUACGCCGCACCGGCUGCCGUCGCCCAGCAUGUGAUCACCAAGGCUGCCGAGGAAUACGAUCCUCAUCCCCAGUACAAGUUCGCCUACGAUGUGCAGGAUUCCCUCUCUGGUGACUCCAAGAGCCAGGUGGAAGAGCGCGAUGGUGAUGUGGUCCGUGGCGAGUACUCGCUGAUCGAUGCCGAUGGUUACAAGCGCACCGUCCAGUACACCGCCGAUCCCAUCAACGGUUUCAACGCUGUGGUCAACCGUGAACCUCUCGUCAAGGCCGUUGCCGCCGCUCCCGUUGCCCAUUAUGCCGCCCCAGCUGUGGCUCACUAUGCUGCCCCCGCUGUGGUAAAGACUGUGGCUCCAGUUGCCCACUAUGCCGCACCUGCUCCACACUAUGCCACAUAUGCAGCACCAGCUGUUGUGAAGACCGUUGCUCCGGCUUACACCACCUAUGCCGCCCAUCACUAAAAAAUGCCAUUUUGUUAUAUGUGUUGACUGAAACUGAUUGCAAUUCACCUUGCCAAUUUUAAAUAAAUUUUAAUUCGUUUACCUUUA